Messenger RNA from Cottoperca gobio, 1658 nucleotides. Its product is annotated as dispanin subfamily A member 2b-like. The transcript is spliced from 2 exons. The record is from RefSeq and is a predicted model, not a curated record. Bases 1155 to 1523 code for a protein of 122 amino acids. Lineage: Eukaryota; Metazoa; Chordata; Actinopteri; Perciformes; Bovichtidae. Gene Ontology annotation, cellular component: plasma membrane.
UGCACGUAUAUUUAAGUUUCACAAUUCAUACUCAAAGACGUGACAAACAAACAACUAAAAGAAUUAGUUUGUAAACAUUCUCCUUUUUAUAUUCCUUUUUUUAAAAGAUAAUUAUUAUAUAUAUAUAUAUAUAUAUAUAUAUAUAUAAUAUAUAUAUAAUAUAUCGUCUCAGCGGUAGAUGAUGGAUAAUAUAAUAUAUAAUAUAAUAAUGAAAAUAAACACAUUAGAAGGCAACAGCAAAGGAUAGGCCUUCAUAGGGUAGGUUGGGGCACACCUUAAGUCAUUGCUCAUUUGUCUCCAUUUAAGGUUAUUACCCAAUUAAUGUCAUCCAGAUAUUGCACUGAUCAUUUUAUUGUUAGUAGGUUACCAUAUUAACAGUUUUGCUUCGUUGCCAUCUUUAAAUGUUUCCCUUUGUUUUUGGCCCCAUAUUACAAACAUUUCAGUCUGAUAGUACCCACAUAUACCCACUGUUAUUACCAAGAAAUGUGACAGUUAAGGAUGAUUUAAAGCAUAGGUCUUCAACGGGGGGCCUGCAGGGGGGGUCGCAAAAUUGUUUGUCGAUAAAGCAAAAAACUAAAAUUAAUUAUAUAUAUUUUUAUUACACUUUUUUUUUUGUUGCUUUGCGCAUUCACAUUCCCUCCUCCGCUGUACUUCGCGAAGGGUGGCGACACACACCUACAGUCAGAGACGGAGUGAAGGUAAGGAGAGGGGUGAACUGAACAAAUGGCAACACAACAGAUGUAAUCUUACAUGAGUAAGUUCUUGUUUCCACGCUGAUUUGAUCUGAUCUGGGUUUUAUGCUCUUUGAUCCAAACACAUCUCACCAUCACCCCUAGAAACAAAUUAGACCUCAUUUCUACAUACCCUUUUAAAGCAGGUUUAACUGACACAAUGUCAUUUUGAAUUUAAUCUGCAAACUCUAAAGGACAUUUUUUUAAGAAAGCAAAAAGUCAUGUAUUGUAUGUUCUUUGUCUAGCAACUGCCAUUACAGGUGUGGCUUUUGCUUCAUUGGCUUUUGGUGGAAAUAAUCUGGCCUGUGUGCAUGUGCUAACCCACAGAAAGCUUUAAAAGGAAGUCAACACUUACAGCGAGAGUUGAGUUGUUGCACAACUUUCCUGCAGGCCGCACUCCGAACUACGGUUGAGCUGACGGCGAUGAAUCUUGCAGGUUACUCAUCUGAUAAUGUUCCAUUUCUUGGGAGGUAUGAUGGGACCCCUGGACAGCCUGGAGGAUCUACAACGGCUCAGUACACCACUGUGAACAUCUCCACUGAGCCCCCCAAGGACCACAUCAUCUGGUCCCUCUCCAACUUUGUCUUCGUAAACGUCUUUUGCCUCGGACUGGUGGCUCUCAUCUUCUCCAUCAAGCUGGACCGGAAGGUGGCUGGAGAUCUGGAGGGAGCCCGACGCCACGGCUCCACUGCCAAAUACCUCAACAUCUCGGCCACAGUCCUGACUUCCACCAUAGUCCUUAUUUAUAUUAUCAUAAUCACUUCGAUUACCAUCAGUGUACAGAGAUAUUAAUACUAUUAAAAUCACAGUGGCUAAAUUUAAAAAAGCAUGAGAGUUGUCUGCAGCUGUGUCUUGGUGAUACUUGUUUUUCUUUUCUUCAGGCUCAUGGCAUCAUUUUGAAUCUUUAUACCUUUUUACUUAUAUCCU